Amyelois transitella is the source of this 1384-nucleotide messenger RNA. RefSeq names its product lipopolysaccharide-induced tumor necrosis factor-alpha factor homolog. The record is from RefSeq and is a predicted model, not a curated record. Gene Ontology annotation, molecular function: zinc ion binding. Bases 164 to 400 code for a protein of 78 amino acids. The transcript has 3 exons. Lineage: Eukaryota; Metazoa; Arthropoda; Insecta; Lepidoptera; Pyralidae.
GUGAGUCAUUCGCGUUGAUAAUAACUCGGUAUUAGCAAAAAAUACAGUCAUACCCUGCGGUCGGCUAGUUGUGAGUGAUAUCUGUUGCUGUUUGGACGUGUCACGCUUUGGAUCAAUCAGAGUUAUUAUAUUUCGGUGCUCAUUUUAGUAAAUAAAGGUCACAAUGAACAUCGCACCAGUUGGACCUCAAACGACGCGGCUCAUUUGCCCGUCGUGCCAAGCCAGUAUCUCCACAAGAGUGGACCACAAGGCGACUACGAAGACCCAUGUCAUCGCCCUGAUCUUAUGUCUAUUCCUAUGCUGGCCUUGCGUCUGCGUUCCCUACUGCACAGAUACCUGUAGGAAUGCUGAUCAUUACUGUCCGAACUGUAACUCUUAUUUGGGUACUUACCAAAGUUAAUUUUACGAUACCUAUAAAGAUUAUUUAUAUAAGCACUAACAACUCAUAGCAAUGCAUGCAAGCUAAACUAAGCUUUUAAAAUUCCUUGUAACCAAAGGUUCAUAUAAAUAAACAUGUUUUCCUCAAGUUCCUACAGUGUAUAAAUAUGAUCGAUUUUCUGUUUGUUUACAUUCAGAUAGAGAAUAAUGAAUUUUGUUUUUUUAAAUGUGAUGAUUUUUUUCUAUUAACUGCGUACAGAUGCGCAGGAGUGUAUUUUUUUACUACGUUUAACACGUUGACACCUGUUCUAAUAUUUCGGUCACAACGCAUUCGCAGUGUGGAAAAACAAGAUUUUAUUUUUUUAAAUGAUAUAAAUUAUAGAAUAUAUUAAUUAGAAUUACUUAUAUAACUUACUAUUCUUAUAACUUAUAUAAGAAUUUUAUAAACUCCGUAGUCUUAUUUACAAUUGCAAAAUUGUUUAUAAGAUCUAUAGAAUUUGAAGAUAAGUUAUUGAAAUGCUGUGGUUUUGUUGGUCACUCACAUUCAAAUAAGUAUCUAUAAUGUUUGUUCGGAAUUGAUAUAAUUAUAAACCAGUUAGUCAUCAUAUUUUUUAAAUGUUAAAGCGAAAUAAUGAUAAGUAAAACUAUAGCAUAAUUUGUCGAGAAAAAUAAUCUGUUUAUAUAUUAAAUGAACAUGUCAAUAUGUUCCGAUAUGUCUCAGAAGCUAGAAAAGUGAUAGUAUAUUUACUACAUAGUAUAUUUACUAUAGAAUUAUUUUAUAGUAAUAUAUAAUACAUGUCCUUAAACAUAAAUAUUUUUUUUCGAAAAAUAAUUUAUUUUAAGAACAUCAAUAUUAGACCUCUUGCAUUUAAUAAAAACAUUUUUAAAUUUGUACAUUCAUGUUAUAUAUUCCUUACUUACGUUAAAUUGCAUUUGAUUUAUUUGUAAUUAGGUAUUCCGUCUUUAAAAAUUGAUAAGUUUUGAAAUAAAAUUAAGUAUUUUUUUU